Molecule: messenger RNA, 2236 nt
Organism: Erpetoichthys calabaricus (reedfish)
Lineage: Eukaryota; Metazoa; Chordata; Cladistia; Polypteriformes; Polypteridae
Product: synaptogyrin-2-like
Exons: 4
Coding region: 97-768 (223 amino acids)
Cellular component (GO): synaptic vesicle membrane; neuromuscular junction
Source: RefSeq, a predicted model, not a curated record
AUUUUUUUUUUUAACUUUCAGGAAACAAGUUGGAAGAGGUGCCUUUAGCAAGUGACCGUGACUUGUACAUCGUAAAAACCUGACUUGUGGGGAAACAUGGUAACAGGAGCGUAUGGUGCAUCAAAGGCUGGAGGUUCAUUCGAUCUUACGCAGUUUAUUAUUCAGCCACAGACCAUCACGAGGAUUGUAAGCUGGGUUUUUGCUAUAAUUGUGUUUUCUUGCAUCACAGCCGAAGGCUAUCUUAAUACGUCAGGCCAAACAGAAAGAACAUGCAUAUUCAAUGGAAGUGACAAUGCUUGUAAUUAUGCUAUAUGGAUUGGAGUCCUUGCCUUCUUAGCAGGAACAGCUUUCUUUGUGGGUGACAUUUUCUUUCCUCAGAUGAGCAAUGUCAACCAAAGGAAAUACUUUGUGAUUGCUGACCUGGUCUUUUCAGGUUUCUGGACAUUUCUCUGGUUUGUAGGAUUCUGUUUUCUAACAAAUCAGUGGGUAAAUAUGACGGGUAGUCCACCAAUUGGAGCAGAUAGUGCAAGAGCUGCAAUAGCAUUCAGCUUCUUCUCAAUUUUCAGCUGGGGUCUUCUUGCAUGUUUUGCUCUCAGGAGGUACCGAAUGGGUGUGCAAGAUUUCAUGGAAAACUACACCGACCCAGCUCAACAAACAACUGGCCCUUAUUCUCCAUACCCUGCUGCUGCGUCAGACGGCUACCAACAACCACCAUUUUCAUCAAACACGCAGUCAGUGAGUGAAGGGUACCAGCCUCCAGUUUUUUAAGGCUGUGCGUGCUCAAAUUACUUUGAAGGUGGGAGGAGAAGAGACGGAGAAAUUCAUUGGUUAGAUUUCAGCGUGGCAGAUUCAUAAAAUAAGUGCCUUAGUCCUUGUGACCCCUACUCUGAUUGGAAGAAGUUUAUUUAAAUAGUAUUUAGAAUGGAAUGUAUGUUUGAAUUGAAACCUUGGAGCAAUAACUCUUCCAAAGAAUAUCUUCUUGGCUUUGUGCAUUCUUUCAUUUGCAAUAUAGCCUUAUUCUUUGUACAAGCCUUGCUAUGAUUUGAGAUGUGCAAAGUAAAAUUACAAAAUGUACAUUUUCUGUAUUGCAGUUUUUAAAACGAGUUUCUACUGAAGUGACUAGUGCAAAUAGAAUGUCAUAUUAAAGGCAAGUGUAUACCCUUACUCAUGUCUGUCUCAAUUUAAAAUAAGUCCCCUGUCUGGUGAGGUGUCUAUUCUGGUGGUCGGAGUCUAGUAGCUAAGUAGUUUUUGCAUUUAUGUUCCCCUAAAUGUUCAGUUAACAGUUUGCCUCCUUUUGUAUUUUCCUCACUAAAGCCUAUUAAAACAUAUAAGAACAAAAUUCAAUGUCAUUAUCAACAUUUGAAGUGUGUCACAUUUUUAAAUCAAAAUUAGAUUUCCAAGCUGUUUUGUUUUGUUUUUUUCUUAUUCUAGUGAAUUUCUUAAUAUUCUUAUUUAAUUGACAAGAAAUGUGUAGUCAUGUAAAACUGUACUGUAAUUAGUAUAAUUUUAUUAAUGACCAUCAAAGCAGACAAAAAUAUAUGGGUACAAAAUGGUAAGAAAAUGUAAGCUUGCAAUAAAACAUCUCACAGUUGUCCAUUCAGAAAAUAAUGGGCAGGAUGAUAUAAAUCACUAGUACAACCUUUUAAUUUUGUUUUAAUAAAAAAAAAAAUAUUUUUUUUUGGCCUUUCUAUAUUAUAGACCCAGUCUUGGAAGCCAAAAAAAAAACCAGUAUUUGAUACGCAGUAUGAUAAUCUUGCAUCUCGGGUCAGGGCUCACAGCACUCUGUUCUUGCCAAAAAAAUACUUUGUGUUUCUGGAAUGUGGGGAUUUGAAUAUGCAGCAUUAAAAAGUGAUUUAUCUGUGUUAUAAUGGGUUACGUAUUGGGAAUGUUUUAUGCAGUUUUUGCCACUGAAAAUGCUCUGCUAUUACCUCUUUGUUUUCUUAUAGUUGAAGACUUAUUUUAAGUGUCAAUGACAAAAACACAUCUAUGAAAAAAUUAAACUGCACUUUUCACUGAUUGAUUGCAUACCGUGUUUUGUGUGUAUUAGGGAUAAGUUAGUUUUAUUCAACACUUCACGUGGUUUCUUGCAUUUUUACCAUUGAUUUAUAAAAAGCUUUUUUGAAAAUGUAUUUAAGACUGAUAUAAACUGAAGGCCAACUAUUUCAACUAGCCUUUUAUGAAUUAUUGCUUUGGUUCAAUUGUGGUUAAACUAUUAAAGUUGCUUCUGCUCACAACA